Molecule: messenger RNA, 1579 nt
Organism: Toxoplasma gondii ME49
Lineage: Eukaryota; Apicomplexa; Conoidasida; Eucoccidiorida; Sarcocystidae
Product: small nuclear ribonucleoprotein f (snrnp-f), putative
Exons: 3
Coding region: 669-932 (87 amino acids)
Biological process (GO): mRNA splicing, via spliceosome; spliceosomal snRNP assembly
Cellular component (GO): catalytic step 2 spliceosome; U1 snRNP
Molecular function (GO): RNA binding
Source: RefSeq, a predicted model, not a curated record
GCAAGCGAAGAAAUGCAAAUGUCUCUCCUUGUGUUCCGGUGUUAUGCGCGGAGAAAGACAUUAGAGAGGAACAAAGUCAAGUUCUUUGUUUCUUGGACUUUCUGCGUUCUACAGUCCCCACAAUUCCGGCAACCCUCCUCACUAAGUCUGUGCAACUUUCUCUCCGGUCCCCGUUCUGCGCUUCCCGUCGAGGUGUGAAGCGGUCUGAGAACCAGUCUCUUUGCGUUCUUCUUUCUUCCGCGGUUCGUUCUUUCGUUUCUGCUCCUGACUUCUCUGUACCUCUUCCUUCUGAGUACUUGUCACCACCUUUCUCUGCGCAAGAACGUCUCUUUUUCUCCCACCCCCUUUUCUCCAGAGGUUCCAAACAAUAUUUGCCUUCCUUUCGCCCUUGUCUUGUCGUUCGUUUCUUCCCUUCUUUCUUGGCUUUUCGCCUGCUUUUUUCAUUUUCUGUGUUGAUUUUUCUCGCGCUUUUCGCUGUCUCGUACUUUCUCGACUAUUUCGGCGCUCCACCGAGGUAGAAGUUCGCCCUCAGUUCUCCCCUGCCCGGCGUCGACUCCAUCGAGGAAAGGUCCAACAACCUUGCAGAAAGGGGGACUGCGUUUUCCCUGAACGGCUACGAAGCUUUCUGUCCAGGCUCCAAUUCGUCUGACCGCCUUUCCCACAGAAAAAUGGCGACGGUGACUCCAGUUAAUCCUAAACCGUUCCUGACGUCUUUGACAGGGCGGCAAGUCAUGGUCAAGCUGAAGUGGGGAAUCGAGUACAAAGGCUACCUCAAGUCCUUCGACGAGUACAUGAACUUGCAGCUGCAAAACACCGAAGAGUGGGUCGACGGCAGCUUCAAGGGUCACUUGGGAGAAGUCCUUCUCCGAUGCAACAAUGUUCUCUACCUCCGCCAAGUGAAGGGAGAAGAUGAAGAAGACGAAGAAGCCUGACAGCAGGACGGAACGGGACAUGCAGGGAGGCGGCGCACCGCGAAAAACGGCCUUCUCUUUCUCCCCCCGUUUCUGCAGCGUCUGCCUGUGUGGCAGUCUGAGGACCACAACGGGAUAGGCGCGCCUGUUUCAGGAGGCGGAAGAGCGGGGAUGGACUGAAGACUGAAGCUUUGAGUUUUCUGGCUGGAGGCGCGCAUCAGGCCCGCAGCCUCAAAUUGCAGCGUUGUGCGGACGAAAGCGAUUGAUCAGUCUCGGCUGUCGGAGGGGCAUUUUUAGUUUGGGGACAAAGAGAGCCUUCUCGGCAUGUCUUGACGAAGUAUGGUGGGCAGACGAGCGAAAUGUGUGGUGUUUUGACGUAGAAAGUUGCAUGGACAGUUCGAGGGUCUCAAAGUGGAGAGAAACGAGAAAAAGCUACAUUUUUAAAGGAGCACAGCCUCUUGCUGACAGACACGUCUGUGUCGAUCUCCUCGCUGGAGUCUUGCCCUUCCUCCGCGAGAAACGUUUCCAGCGUCUUUCGCUACCUUGGGUUCCAGAUUCGCUUCUCCAGCUGCGUUAUAAACGGUAACAAAUACAUCACGCUUUCAGAUAGGCUGGGACAGAAUACUAAAACUCUAAUUCAUUAACUGAAUCAUAUAUUUCCCGGUGUC